AUGCACCCAUACAGCUCAUUCGUGAUCCACCAAAACCAACAAAACCCAUCAAGACUGAACUCUCUUUGUGACUUCCUCAACAAUCCUCAGUCAGAUCAGCAUGUUAGUCGACUGGGUGUGUUGGAGUUUACUCAACUGAAUUCUCCACCUGUCUAUCGCACACUUGACCAUCAGAGCUUGCGCGAAGUUGUCUCCGAGGAUAUAGUGAUUACAGAGGAAUGUUCGCUAUAUGGUCGUAUCGUUCUUGUUGAGAAUAUCUCGCGUGGUAUCGUGGAAAUCUUGGGUUGGGCGUUGAGAAUUGAUCCCUCGUUCUUUGAAGCUCAUAUUGGGAAUAAAGAUUGCUCCGAGGAAUCGAUGCUUAAAGUUGGGGAUACACCGCAGACAUUCGUUACAUGGCACUACCCUCGGGCCAUUACGUUAGAGGGUUUACAGGGGCAUGUUGGAUCUGAAGAGUAUGUGAGGCAAUUGAAUGUUUAUAGAAAAGUCCUGCUCUUACCUUUGGCUCAGGACAACGCAUUCGAUGCCCUCAUUCAGCACCAUUGCUCUCUCUCUGUAAUUGACCUUAGAGGUGGUGGUUGGCUCGACCCCCCAGUCCUCAACGGUGGUCUCCGACUAACCCCGAAAAGUGGCCCAGAGGGCCCCAUUCUUACAGCUUCAGAUUGUCAACUCUUUCAAUAUGGCUACGAGGACAUCAGAGAUUCUGACGACCCAGAGGAGCAAAAUUGGCCAUGCUCCCCUCCUCACGAGAGAGGCGGUUCAACCCGCCCCCCACGAGAUGGACUAUUUGAUGACCUCGUCUACUACUGGAGAAACAGGCUCGCACCAGCAUUCGAAUUCAUCGACCCCCCGGCGACGUCUUUUGUAUACUACCCCUUUGAAAUUGCCGUAGCCGAGUGGGCCAACAGCUACGAGGCAAUGGACCUAUUUCUUCAAAAUUAUCAAUCAGUACUGCUGGAUAACAAAAAUAAACCUGACAACAGCAUCAACCAGGCCAGCCACCCCGAUCCUAACGUUUCGAUUCUCACAGCUUUGCGCCGCUGGAUCAUGCCCCACAUCACGCAGCGUCCAAGGGACCGCGGAUAUCUGGUGAAUCAGAUUACAGCCCCUCCGCUUCUUGUCGACGACUAUGAAGUCGUUAUCAACAGCUUGGAACAACUCUCCUCUGCUCUGGAGACCAUCCUUACUCAAUAG
Molecule: messenger RNA, 1191 nt
Organism: Aspergillus niger
Lineage: Eukaryota; Fungi; Ascomycota; Eurotiomycetes; Eurotiales; Aspergillaceae
Exons: 2
Coding region: 1-1191 (396 amino acids)
Source: RefSeq, a predicted model, not a curated record